AUGGCCACCCGUGUGCUCACAGACGGCGAACAAAACCCGGAGUCCGAGAAUGAGAGUGACAUAUCUGACCAAGUGGACGCAAAGAAAAACAAACCAGCCUUCAGACUCAUUCGCAAGAGGAUUAUAGAAGUAGCGCAGAAGCUAGACGUUGUAGAUGUUGAACCUGGUCGACUGGAUGAUCAACUCAAAGGCAGACACAAAAUUUAUCGUGAUAUGGUCGACACAAUCAAAUGCAAGACCGAGCUCGAUUUGACAGAGACAAUCUACGAGAAAUUACUCCUCAGCGCAAUCGAUAAAUGCUUGGAUCAUACGAAAAUGGAGGCUCAACAUCGAGCCAAAGACGGUCAAGACACCAACCCCGCGCUACCUGUUCGCUCCAAAACAACGGGUAAAGGCAAACAGCGGCAAUGGUCAGACGAUGAGACUCUUGUUACGUCGUCUAGUCGCUGGAACUCCCUGCACGCCAACAGGUCCUCUACGAUGCAACCCUCACAUGAGUCACCGUUGGACGAUACGCGAUCUACGCCCAUCCCUGAAAAAGGCCUUCAAACACGACCACCUCUAGACAUGCAUUAG
Messenger RNA from Letharia columbiana, 576 nucleotides. RefSeq lists its product as uncharacterized. NCBI's taxonomy places the organism in Eukaryota, Fungi, Ascomycota, Lecanoromycetes, Lecanorales, Parmeliaceae. The transcript is spliced from 4 exons. The record is from RefSeq and is a predicted model, not a curated record. The coding region runs from base 1 to 576 and encodes 191 amino acids.